CUCCCAUACAUGAAACGCCAAGAAUAUACUUUAACGUUGAAGAGGAACACUGCAGACAGUUCCUUAAUUUAAAUAAUGGAUUCUCGCCGUUCCGAAGCUUUCUCCCGACUGAAACCAUACUGUGUUCAGCUGACUAGAGAACAUACUCGAGAAAACAUUGCAGAGUUAUUCAAUGCGCUGCAGGCUGUGGACAAUGUUUUCCUUCAAGACCUCCAGGAAUAUGUGAUCUUUCCACUGAGGAUAAUUUUAAAACAACCAAAGAAAUGUUCACAAGAUCUGUACCUGGACCUGUACACGUGUAUGGAGUAUGUGUUGGGCCACACUCGCAUCACCAGAUGGGAUUUGUUCCAGGACAUAUUUAACACAGCCACAACAAUGCUCUCGUGUCCCACAGACCAGAGCAAAGUUGCUAAACUAAGUGAGGAGCUAAAGCUUGCAAUUAUACAGACAUUGAGGACUUUGGUGAAAAACUCUGAAUGCAGUGUUGUCCAGCAGUUAUAUACUCUACUGUGCUUGCCACUAUUGGGACAUUCUGUUUCCCUUCUACUCAACAUAGCGGAGAUAGAGAGGGCAAGAAAUCUGCGCAUACUGGCAAUGGAAUGUCUCCUGGACUUCAGUCAGGCAGACACCAAAUUAAGCCAGUGUAUGAAGGCAGACAUAGGGAACAUGUACGCAUCAUUCCUACCGGGGAUAUCUGUGACCCUGUGUAAGAUUAUCACUGGGGACACAAAGCAAGGAUACGCUGUAACAGCAAAGGCGAUCUAUGUGUGGAUGCGGAUCAUAAGCCUUGUAUUGGAUGAUAAACUGCUGGAACUCUACUGCCAAAAACAGGCCAAGAAAUCACAGGACCAGAAAGAUCUGGAUGAUCGCCUAGCCGGCCUGAUAGUGACACGAGACAGCACCUGGCUGUCCACUACGAGCAGUAAUCUGUGUGUACUGGUGAAACAGGUGACCAACGUGAGGGCCCACUGUAACUGGAGGGUGAGACUGGGACUGGUUGAGUGUGCCGAGCAUCUGCUGCUGCAUUGUAACAACUCCCUGAAAGAGUGUGUUCCCCAUUUUCUUGAGAUACUGGUUAGCCUUAUUGGUGACGACUACGCCAAAGUGUCGGAGGGUAGCCGGCAUGCUCUGGAGUUAUUUUCUAGCAGUCAGGCAGUUGACCAGCAACAUAGAUUAACAGAGAUACUGGAAGAAAAUCUGCACAAGCUUGCGACAUCUCUCCCUAGAAGGAUACAGACUGCCGAGGAAGAAGACAAGUUGGCAUUGCUGAAUAUGUUGAUUGGGUAUAUCAGUAUUCUCGGUAACAAGGUGAAGAACCUUCUCCUGUCUUUGCCACACCUGAAGAAACUUUCCCUGGCACUCGUACAGAUACUAGAGAUGGAGUGUUCCGAUGUGAAGAUCGUUGAAGAAAGGACAACAAUAACUGGCCAUGGCAGCAGUGCGAUACCAAGCAGCAAUGUCACAUCAUGUGGAAUAGUGCCCCCGAAGAAAUACUUCAAAAGGUUCACCAACGAGCGUAUAUUUGACCGUGUUCGAGGGGUGUGUCAGUUGCUAGGUUACCAUGGUGAUGUGCACCUGCUGGUUGACCAUUUCCUGGACAUAUUUCAUGAGACAAGCCUGUUUAAAUUACAGGCCACGUUGGUCAUUAAUGAGAUCAUGUUGGGGACCACUGGUGAAACAGCUUACACAAAUAAUACGAAGAAUGGAAGAAAAUGGCAGAACCACAGCAAAGAUGAGCUAUGUACUGUUGUCAGAAUGCUUGUUGACGAAUAUUUGAAUCCUGCAAACUUCGACCUUGUCACAUCAUUGACUACAAAUACGGGGGCGAGAGUUCAGACGCUUGAUCAGCAGCUGAGGUCUUUGGCUAUUACUUUACCCUCCCCAGUACAGGAAAAUACUGCAGCAAAAAUGAACAGAAAUAUCCUUCAGAUAUCUCUAUUUCUAGAGGGAUUUGGCAACUUUGCAAAAAUACUAAAGACGAGUUUUGAACCCCACCUGAUGUCAGUGCUGUAUCCAACGUUGGAGAAACUUGGAGAUGAGACAGCAUACAUCAGCAACACAGCUUUCAUUGCCCUAUGGGACAUCUGCCAUGCCUGUAGAUACAGAUCCAUAGAUGAGCUUAUCAGAGAGAACGCUGACUACUUGAUGAACUCUAUCUCCUUACGCCUACGACACUUGGACAGAAACAGACGAUGUCCCUUGGUCUUGAAAGUCAUGUUGCAGUAUAGCAGUGCAGAGUUACUGCCCCUGAUUGAUGAUACGGUACAGGAGAUUCUUGAUUCCCUGGAUGACAACUAUGCUGAAGAAGCUGCAUUGUUUAUGGGAGUUUUGAAUGAGCUAGCAAAGGCAGUGGUUAGAUGGUAUCCUGAGAAGUCUGACCGUGGGAAAAGCAAAGCUGGUAUAACAGGUGUUUCUGCUAAUGGUAGAACUGCUGAGAAUGAUGCUAAUGGUGAAAGGAAAGGUGCCACUAAAGGUUGCAGUGAAUGUGGUGUAGUGUUAAAUUUAAAUGGAGAAUUGACUGAUACCUCUACUGAUUAUUUGACUGAAGCACAAAAGUCUCAAAACGAGUUUGGUGAAAGUGAUGCACAGAAUGAUUUAAAACCUGAACAAGAUAAAAUUGAUCGCCCAAUACUAAAAGAUGGUAAGCCAGUUGGUUGUAAGAAGUGCCAUGUGGAUAAUAUUUCAAAAGACAUUCAGAAAUCCAGUUGCUCGUGUAAUAGUAAUUCUGAUGGUUUGAAAACAACGGUUGAAGUCUCAUCUGUUGAGUACUUGGAUGAGGACGAUGAAAUUGUCCAUGGUCAGUUUGAUGAUGCCGAAAUGACAAAUUUCAACUUUCAAACCUCUGGUAAUGAUAAGGUUUCCAAGAAAAGAGUUCUCAAUGGACCAGUUAAUUGUGUAGACUGCCAGAAAACUCUGCCUACAAAAUUGUGUGCCAUGUGUUCAAAAGAAGAAUUUAAAACUGACUAUGUUGAAAUAGAAGAAAAAAAGAAGAGCAAAUCUGUUCAGAAUCACAUUGAAAAUACUGGCAGUGCCCAAGUACAUUGUGAAAAAGUCAUGUGUGCAUCUUGUAAAUUUAAAUCUAAAAGACCAGAUUUGAUUGGUCAGGACACUUCAGGAAGUGAUGUCAUUAAUAAGAAGAUUGAAGAACUUGCAGAGUUCUUUUCUAAUCUCCUAAAGCUAGAAAAAGAAGCACUAGGGGAGAUAACUGAAGAAGAAUUGAAUAAUUUUAAUCCAGACUCGUCUCAGCCAGAUUCCACUGAUUCCAACAUGGAUGAGCCGGAGACGAAACCGCCCCUGCCUUCCCAUAUAAAAGCUGUGAAAGAAGUUAUGUUGCGGUGUAAACACAUCAUCUCAUCGAGAAAUCCCAGGCUUAGACUACUUGUGUUGGACACAGUCAGCCAGACUUGUGUUGCUUUAAGGAAGCACGAAGAUGAGUUGCUUCCCUUGAUUCACAAAGUUUGGCCAGCCUUCAGUCUGUGCUUUGCUGAUGAGGAGAAACUGGUCAUUAUCAAGGCCUUAGAUGUGCUACAGACUAUGUGCCGAUGUGCAGGGGACUUUGUCCGACAUCGGAUAGUGAAAGAUGUCCUUCCCAAACUUGCCUCUUUUCUCAAGAGCCAGGCUGAAAUCAGUGUUCAUGCAGGCUCCUCCUACCAGUUUACAGUGAACUACAAGCUACAGAUGGCUAUUCUUACAAGCAUUGGACCAAUAGCUCAACAGACAGAGAUCAGAGGCAGUGACCUUGACCUGAUUGUCUGCAGUUGUCUCCCCUACCUCCAUAUCAGACAGCCAACCACACUGCAGAAGACUUGUAUUGAGUGCUGCAUGAGACUGGCAUCAAUUGCCCCAGACCUCCUAUGGCUGAAGCUCUGUAGUGUGUACUGCCCAAAAGCAUAUAUCCCGCCUGACGGCAACUUCAUUCAGUCCAAGGGUCUUACGCAGCCAAGUUCAAGUAAUCCGUACAGCGGAAAUGUCACCAUAGUGCUCAGAGAGACGGCUUUAUUAUGACACCAUGGUUGAUUCCUUUGAAAGAAUUACUGAAUUUUUGACUAGUCUAUGUUUUUUUUUUUUUUCAAAUGGUGGAAUGAAUGUUGGAGAUGAUUAGUUGUCUGUUUCCUAAACUGAGCCAGGUCACAUGAUUUUGGGACUCUGGACUAACAUUUGCUUUUCUUGUUGUUUUUUUUAUUUUCCAAAUUCACUGACAUUUGAGGAACCAAUGUGAUAUCUUCACAGAUAUAAAGGAUAAUUGUUUGUUUUGGUUUAAGAUCUGUGAUUUUUUAUGCGAUUUACUGCCUUUAAAAGGCUGUUUCCCCUUGAGGAAAACUGUCCAUUUUUCCCAAAAUUUUAUGAUUUUUCAUUUUUUCCCAAUUUGAUAAACAAUUUUUUUCCAAAUUUGAUAAAUGCAGAUGACAGUCAUGAUUAAAAAAGCAAUGACUUUCUUAAAAUAUAAACAAGACCUUAAAAAGACUUACUCUUUCACAGCAUAAUGUAUACAUAAAAAAGUUAAAUCAUGUAAAACAUUUGCCAUUAUAUUGGCUAUUUUGGCCUGAUUUUGUAUUUUCCCCAGUCAACUUUUUUUUCCAAUUUGCAAGGUACAGGCAGUAAAAAUAAUUAAAAAAAAAUCACUGAAGAUAUUUAAUAUAUUUCACUGAAUGAGCACCAAAAGCUAUAUUUCACAAGUGGCUUUGCUAAUCACAUUAAAUUUCACAAGUGGCAAUCGCUAUCUAACAUUAAAACAAACAAUAUACGCUUUUAUCUAAUGCUUUGAAUUUUAACUAAAUUUAAUUGAUAGGAAAACCAGCGAAACUUUAAUCCAAUAAUAUAUUACAGGAAAGGAAAUUAAAUGAUGUCAUUGCAAUUUCUUACAUGCAUUUAUGUUACCGUUUUUACAGUGAGGCAGGUAAAUCGAAAAACAUGAAUAUUAAGAUUUCGAUAAAGUUUAUUGAGAUAUAAUUAACUGUUGUAUAUCAAUAAACCACCGGAAACCAUGCAAAUAAAUGUGUUUACAAGUAUCAUAUUGUAAUGUAAAGAUUGACAGCUUAAUUUGAUGCCAAACAUAGAAUCUUAAGACACAAAAGGAGAAACUUUUGAUUAUCUCAGUUUUUAGAGCUACUGGCCAAAGGCCAGAAUAGCUUAUGCGAUGGUAAUGUGUACGUAGUAUGUGCAUCCGUGCGUCCGUGCGGUCGUGCGUCCGUGCGGUCGUGCGUCUGUAAACAAUUGCUUGUGAACACGAUACAGUCUUCAGUUUUGAUUGUAUCUCAAUGAAACUUGUACAGUAUAUAGAUAUCCAUUAGAGCUCGGUUCCUUUCGAAAACCAGCCAGAUCCGUCCAUAAAUGCCUAGAUUAUAGGCCAUGAAAGUUCGUGCGGUCGUGCGUCUGUAAACAAUUGCUUGUGAACACGAUACAGUCUUCAGUUUUGAUUGUAUCUCGAUGAAACUUGUACAGUAUAUAGAUAUCCAUUAGAGCUCGGUUCCUUUCGAAAACCAGCCAGAUCCGUACAUAAAUGCCUAGAUUAUAGGCCAUGAAAGUUUUAAAGAAAUGCUUUCUAUUUUUAGCCAGGUCUGCAUGAGCGAAUUCUAUUUUAGCCAAGUUUACACGUACAUGUAAAUUCAAGUCUAGAGUUAAGGGAGACAAUUUGCAAGUCUAGGAUUUUGAGACAAUUUGCUUUUUGCUUCUGCAGCUGAUUUUGUGAAUUACUCUGCCUUGUUCUUGUUGAAAGCCCAAAGGCCAUUUUUUAGCUUUAAGUUCUGUAGUUUGCACAUUCAUCUUAAUAAAAUUGGUUGUGAAUGUUUAAGUUAUGCACCUGGUGUCAUUACUGGCCACACCCAGGGUUCACAGGUUUGGUAUACAUAAAUCUGGAAAGGUUUGAAAAUCUUUUUGUGUGUUCGUGCAUCCAUCUCAGCACAAUUGAUUGUGAAUGUUUGUUCAAAUUGAUCAAUGUUGUCCUAGGAUGCCCUUGACUUUGACCUUUUGACCAACUUUUUAUGCCCCCACAAAGUGGCGGCAUAUAGGGUUGCCCUUGUCCGUACGUACGUCUGUCUGUCUGUCUGUAAGUACGUACGUCCCGAAGAUUGUUUCCGAUCUAAUUCUUGAAAACCGUUUGUCCAAUCCUCACCAAACUUUAAACACAUGUUUGUGACCAUAAUAUCUUGAUCAAGUUCGAUAGUCAUGGAAAUCGCUUUAGUCAUUUAGGAGUUACGGCCCUUUUUUGCCAAAAAUACUUAAAAAAUAUAUGUUUCCAAUCUAAUUCUUGAAAAGUAUGUGUCCAAUCCUCACCAAACUUUACAUACAUGAUUGUGACCAUAAUAUCUUGAUCAAGUUCGAUAGCCAUGGAAAUCGCUUUUGUCAUUUAGGAGUUACGGCCCUUUAUUUGCAAAAAAAGACUUGAAAAAUACGUCCCGAAGAUUGUUUCCGAUCUAAUUCUUGAAAACUGUUUGUCCAAUCCUCACCAAACACAUGUUUGUGACCAUAAUAUCUUGAUCAAGUUCGAUAGCCAUGGAAAUCGCUUUAAUCAUUUAGGAGUUAGGGCCCUCAGAUUAUCCUGAAUAAUCAUUAUGGCUUAUUUUCUGUGACAAAAAAUCGAAGUGGGGGCAUCCGUGUCCUAUGGACACAUUUCUAGUUUUAACUUCUAAAACUACAGAAAUUUUUACUAUGAGUAAAGUUUUGAAAGCAUUUUUUUUUUUGUCAGAUGACUUUUACUUGGCACAUAUUAAAAUAGUUCAUGCAACUAAUCUGCUUACAAUACUUUCUGUGCUCAGAUGUUGAACUUGCUACGUUUUCAGGUAACCCAAACACAAAACAUAAAAGUAUAUGUCUGUUGCCUUUUGCCCAUACAUACAUGCUCUGGAUUGAUAUGACCACAAAAGCCAUGCCAGUAGAGCAUAGGCCCUUUUGGACCUCUUGUUUUAACAAUCAGUGCAUUUGAAAAUAGCAUCAUCAAAAAUUUGUUCAGAUAAUUUUUGCAAGAAACUUGGUUACUAUGGAAACAUGACAUAAUAUAAAAUAUUUUACUAUUUUUUACAAAAUAUCUCUUUAAGGCCCAGAAUCAUGCGUCGUGUCAUGCAGAAGUUGACACCAAGUGUUCUGUUAUUGAACCUAAAUUUGCGUAUCUGUCCUCAUGAUAUAUACAACUUAUUGUCAUAUGUUGGGCAAAAUUCUUGUGAUUCAACACAUAUUUUAAGAAUAACUUGAUGUGAAAAUAUAUCUGUUUCAAGUUAAUGAUAAAAUUCUAUGUUUUAAUUUAUAAUGACUUAAUCAUUUUUAUGAUUGCCAUUAUCUGUAUUGGCCAUGCUCGGAUGGGCAGAGAAUUGUUUUUCUUUAGAUUUUCAUCCCUACCUGCCUUUGGAAUAAAUUGCCUUUUAGAUUAACUGUUUUUGAAGGAAAAAAUCUUGGGGUAUUGUCAUAGUCUUUCUUACUUUUGCAUUGUUGAAAGUCUUUAUCAUAGGGCAUAAAAAAGAAUGUUUGGUUAGGGUUACAUCCUUUUCAAAAAAAGGCUUUUUGGGGGGGGGGGCUUUAUAUAAAAAUUUCAUUUUUCAUCAUUGGAGAAUGGUGUUAAAGUAAUCUUUUGUAUAACGCAUUCAAGGUUUUAAACUCCAUAUUGAAAAGCAAAUUAGUUUUUCAUUUUUUCAAACUGACUAUAAAAACAGUAGGGUCGCCGCCUAUUUUGUAGGUAGGGUCCAGUAACCCGAACCAAAUGUAUUUUUUUUAGGCCUAGGCCAUAACUCAAUAACUUAAAAAUCAUUGACGAUAUUUAAAUGAAACUUGGUAUGCAUGAUGCAAGAGACAAUACACAUCUGUAUAGUAAGGGCAGUAACUGGCUUUAAUAACUUCUGUUAUGCCCCUUGUGUGACUGAAAAAAACAUCAACAAUAGAUGAGCAUUGACAUUCGCUCUGCAGCUCUCUUGUUUUACUAUAAAAGAUGGAUAAAAAUAGAAAAAUGGCACCAAGAUUUGAAUGUAUCACAGUGAAACAGUUUCCUUGUAAAAAAAAAAGAUAUCCGUCCACCCCACCCUUUUUUAACAAAAUGAAGAAAAUACUUUGAGAAAUAUGUUUCUUCCAUAAAAUUUAACCCUGUUGCUGUUGAGUUUGUUUAAUGAGAUAUAUAUGAAUAUUUUAAUCUUCAUAAUGUUGACUUAAAGGCCUUUUUAGCUCACCUGUCACGUAGUGACAAGGUGUGCUUUUGUGAUCACUCUUCGUCCGUCGUCCGUCCGUCCGUCCGUCCGUUCACAAUUGCUUGUGAACACAAUAGAGGUCACAAUUUUGACCUAAUCUUUAUGAAACUUGGUCAGACUGAUCAUCUCUAUAAAAUCUAGGUCAAGUUCGAUAUUGGGUCAUCUGGGGUCAAAAACUAGGUCACUAGGUCAAUUAGUAGAAAAACCUUGUGAACACAAUAGAGGUCACAAUUUUAGCCUAAUCUCAAUGCAACUUGGUCAGAAUGGUCAUCUCUAUAAAAUCUAGGUCAAGUUCGAUAUUGGGUCAUCCGCGGUCAAUAAUUAGGUCACUAGGUCAAUUAGUAGAAAAACCUUGUGAACACAAUAGAGGUCACAAUUUUAGCCUAAUCUCAAUGCAACUUGGUCAGAAUGAUCAUCUCUAUAAAAUGUAGGCCAAGUUCGAUAUUGGGUCACCCGCGGUCAACAACUAGGUCACUAGGUCAAUUAGUACAAAAACCUUGUGAACACAAUAGAGGUCACAAUUUUAGCCUAAUCUCAAUGCAACUUGGUCAGAAUAAUCAUCUCUAUAAAAUCUAGGUCAAGUUCGAUAUUGGG
Molecule: messenger RNA, 8762 nt
Organism: Mya arenaria
Lineage: Eukaryota; Metazoa; Mollusca; Bivalvia; Myida; Myidae
Product: TELO2-interacting protein 1 homolog
Exons: 24
Coding region: 76-4005 (1309 amino acids)
Biological process (GO): chromatin remodeling
Cellular component (GO): cytoplasm
Source: RefSeq, a predicted model, not a curated record